Kwoniella botswanensis is the source of this 2187-nucleotide messenger RNA. RefSeq lists its product as uncharacterized. The transcript has 11 exons. Lineage: Eukaryota; Fungi; Basidiomycota; Tremellomycetes; Tremellales; Cryptococcaceae. The coding region runs from base 1 to 2187 and encodes 728 amino acids. The record is from RefSeq and is a predicted model, not a curated record. Gene Ontology annotation, molecular function: ATP hydrolysis activity; ATP binding.
AUGGCCAAAGUAGCUUCAGACAUCCGACAAACUUUCCCUAAAACGGACGAAGUGGUCGUUUCGUACAUUGCUGGAUUGGUAGAUGACGAAGAUGAAGAAGUUGAGGAUAUAGUCGGUAUGACCAGAGGGAUGUUGGACAAUAUCGGAGAAGGGUCGAAGGAUGCAAAGGUUCUGGAUGAUUUUAUGGCUCGACUCCUUGCCUAUCUCGAAUCCCAAUCGUCCAAGCGAAUCCGAAAAUCCAACGUAGCUACCAAACUGGAUAAAUCCGUUCACAUGCGUUCCCAAGCAAUGUCAGCGACCAUCGCCAUGUCCGGUAAAGUAGAUCUCGAAUCCAAUACCAAGGGUCAAGCGUCCCGUGUCGAUCUCAACAAGUUAGCAAAGGCAGAAGCCAAGUUGAAAGCGAAGAUUGAGAAGAGAUCAAAGAGAGAUUUAUACCAAGGGUCGAAAUUGAUCGAACAGCUCAAUAAGAACAAACAAUCUUAUGAGGAGAUGUACAUGAAGGUGAACCCUCUAGACUUAAGUGGAGCAGCAAAAGGGAAGAGCAAAGAUAUACAUCUUAAUAACAUUGAUGUGUCUUUCGCAUCCAAUAGGAUUUUGGCUGGGGCUACUCUUACUAUGGCUCAUGGAAGACGAUACGGUCUUAUCGGUCGAAAUGGUAUUGGUAAAUCUACUUUACUUCGUCAUUUGGCUUUGAGAGAAGUACCUAUCCCUACACAUAUCUCAGUCUUAUACGUCGAACAAGAAAUCAGUGGAGAUAACACUACCGCAUUGGAAUCGGUACUCCAAGCAGAUGUAUGGCGACACAAGUACAUCACAGAAGAGAAAGAGCUGAAUGAGAAAUUGAAUCAACUUGAGAAAGUAACCCCAGCAGAAGAAGAGAAAGAACAAAUUGAAAGGGAGAAGGAAGAUAUUUUAACUAGGAUAGGAGAAGUACAGAAGACUUUGGUAGAUAUGGAAGCUGAGACGGGACCUGCUAGGGCUGGAUUGUUGUUGGCUGGUUUAGGAUUCUCGGAAGAAGACCAAAAGAAGGCUACCAAUUCGUUCUCUGGUGGUUGGAGGAUGAGGUUGGCUCUUGCUAGAGCAUUGUUCGUCAAACCUGAUCUCCUUAUGUUGGAUGAACCUUCUAACAUGUUGGAUCUGAAUGCCAUUGCUUGGCUUGAAGAAUAUCUGCAAACUUGGCAAUCUACUCUGCUGGUUGUCUCGCACGACAGAGCAUUCCUCGAUCACGUUGCUACCGAUAUCAUCCAUCAGCACUCGCAACGACUUGACUACUACAAGGGUAACUUCUCUCAGUUCUAUGCUACCAAGAUCGAUAGAGCCAAGAAUCAAAAGAAGGAGUAUGAAACUCAGUUGGCGUACCGACAACAUCUUCAAGCUUACAUCGACAGAUGGAGAUACAAUGCUAACAGAGCCGCACAAGCUCAAUCGAAGAUCAAGAUUCUCGAGAAAUUGCCAGAACUCGAACCACCUGAACAAGACGAUUCCGAAUCGUUCAAAUUCCCUGAUCCCGAGAAGAUCUCUCCUCCUCUUCUACAGCUUGACGAGGCUACCUUCGGCUACACACCUGAGAAGAUCAUCUUGAAGAAUGUAAAUAUCGACGUACAGAUGGAUAGUCGAAUAGCAGUCAUCGGACCUAACGGUGCUGGUAAAUCAACCAUGAUCAAACUUCUUACUGGGGACUUACAACCUAUAACCGGUAGAGCCAACCAUAAUUCCAGAUGUAGGAUAUCAUACUUUACUCAGCAUUUCGUCAAUCAAUUAGAUAUGAAUGUCUCACCCGUGGCUUUCCUCCAAUCGAAAUUCCCUGGUAAAAUUGAACAGGAAUAUAGAUCUCAUUUAGGUUCAUUCGGUAUAACUGGUUUAACGGGUCUACAAAAGAUCGACACACUAUCUGGAGGUCAGAAAGCGAGAGUAGCAUUCGCUGUUUUGAGUAUGCAAAAACCACAUAUCUUGUUACUGGAUGAGCCUUCCAAUCACUUGGAUAUUGAGGGUAUUGAUGCGCUCAUUGAAGCUAUCAAAGUGUUCAAGGGAGGGGUCAUUUCAAUUUCGCACGAUGAGAGAUUCAUCACUAGUACUUCCAAUCAGCUCUGGGUAUGCGCUGAUGGUAAAGUGACUAAAUUCCUGGGAGACGUUGAGAGUUAUAAGAAGAUUGUUACGGAGGAACUGCAAGCUAAGUUGCGGCCUUAG